This is a messenger RNA of Aspergillus uvarum CBS 121591, 4377 nucleotides long. Its product is annotated as putative beta-glucosidase precursor. Gene Ontology annotation, molecular function: beta-glucosidase activity; zinc ion binding; DNA binding. The coding region runs from base 246 to 4151 and encodes 1301 amino acids. The record is from RefSeq and is a predicted model, not a curated record. Gene Ontology annotation, biological process: glucan catabolic process; DNA-templated transcription. NCBI's taxonomy places the organism in Eukaryota, Fungi, Ascomycota, Eurotiomycetes, Eurotiales, Aspergillaceae. The transcript is spliced from 5 exons.
GCCCGCUACGAAAGGCAAGAGACAGCGAAACCUGGCGUUUCUAUGGAGUAAUUCAGGAAUCUCUUGUCUUCACCCCGCCAAAGAUGGCAAGAAUGCUUUGACCAUUGGUUGGUGUGCGCAAAUCACCUCAAAAACCACCACUCCCCAUCACUUGGACGAUCAACCUGCAGACAGCUGAGUCAAGUUGCUCCCUUCGCUUCUAAAGCUUUUGAACUUUCUCUUUCCUGCCCGCAACGAAAAAAAAAAUGGACUUGGAUACCCCCUCGUCAACUGUGGACCAACUCCUCCAGUCUCUUACACUGGAGGAGAAAGUCGCCUUGCUUGCGGGCAAGAACAUGUGGGAAACCGCCAACAUCGACCGUUUGCACAUCCCCAGUCUGAAGAUGACCGACGGCCCGGCCGGAGCCCGCGGGUCCAAAUGGACGUACGGCUCUCUGACCACAUGGAUUCCUUGCGGGGUGUCGCUAGCCGCCACCUUUGACCCGGCCCUGGUGGAGAAAGUCGGGACCAUUCUGGGGCAGGAGACCCGACGCAAGGGCUGCCAGGUGCUGCUGGCCCCAACCAUGAACUUGUCGCGCUCGCCCUUGGGCGGGCGGAACUUUGAGGGCUACGGGGAGGACCCUUACCUCAUUGGCGUCAUGGCGACUGCGAUGAUCCGGGGCAUCCAGAGCCAAGGGGUUGGGGCGUGCAUGAAGCAUUUCAUCCUUAACGACACCGAAACUCGGCGGUUCAACGUCGACCAAACGAUUGAUGCGCGCACCUUACGGGAGGUAUACAUGAAGCCGUUCACUAUGGCCGCGCAGGACGCAGCGCCGUGGACUGCCAUGGUCAGCUACCCCAAGAUCAACGGGUUACAUGCCGAUCUUAGUCCCGAUAUCCUGCCACGCUUGCUGAGAAAGGAGCUACAGUAUGAUCGUUUGGUCAUGAGCGACUGGGGUGGCUUGAAUAGCACUGUCGAAAGCUUACUGGCCACGACUGACCUGGAGAUGCCGGGUCCGACGGUACGUCGGGGAGAGCGCCUGUUAGCCGCCAUCCAGGACGGUCGCCUUGACAUGGCUACACACGUCGACCCGAGUGUGCGACGAAUGCUGCAGCUGCUGGAACAAACGGGGCUGCUGAAAUCUUCCGAUCCCACGGACCUGUCUUCUGAGCAGACCACCGACGAUCCUGCGUUCCAUCAGAUCGCGCGCGAGGCCGCGCAGAGUGGCCUUGUGCUGCUGAAGAAUGCCGACGUGCUGCCUCUGCAACCUUCAAGGCUGCGGAAGAUCGCAAUCAUUGGGCCUAACGCUCGCAAGCCCACAGCUGGUGGAGCGGGCAGCGCCGCUGUAAAUCCUUUCUACAUCACCACGCCCGAAGAGUGCCUCCGAAAUGCGAUUCAAGCUGCGAACCCGGACACCAAGGUCACAUAUCGGUCCGGGAUCCCCGGCAGCCUGCGCCCCCCUCUUUUGGGCAAUCAAUUAACUGUGCCCAACGGCUCACGCCAGGGUCUUCAAGUGAGCUUCUUUGAAGGUCAUACCUUCGAGGGCUCGGCCGUGGCGACCAGUCUGUGGGACGACUCCCUCAUUUAUCUUAUGAGUGAUGGCGAUAUUCCGGCCGCGCUCGAGGGUCGACCGUACUCGUACCAGGCUGCCGGAGUAGUGACUCCAUCCGAAUCGGGCCGCUACACUUGGAGCCUAGCCAACACCGGGAAAGCAAGGUUGUUCCUCGACGACGAGUUGCUCAUCGACAACAGUGAGUGGAGCGUAGUGACUGGUGGGUUCUUGGGUUGCUCGAGUGAGGACCGGAUCGCUAGCAUCCAUCUCGAGGCUGGUCGCGCCUACCGGCUGCGAGUAGACAACGUCGUCACCUUGCCGCUUGUUGAUGCUUUCGACAACACGCUAUUCCCUCGCGUAUCGGGCGUGCGCGUGGGACUCGCCUUGGAGCGGGAUGAGACGCUGAUGUUGGAUCAGGCCGUCGAUUCGGCCCGCGAAGCCGACGUGGCCGUGGUCGUAGUCGGCCACAACAAGGAUUCCGAAGGGGAGGGAGGCGACCGGGCGCACAUGCAGCUGCCAGGUCGCACCGACGAGCUGGUGGCGGCCGUCUGUGCCGCCAACCCCAAUACGAUUGUCGUCGUGCAGGCGGCCAGUGCGGUAACCAUGCCUUGGGUGGAUGCCGCAGCGGGUAUUGUGAUGGCCUGGUACCAGGGCCAGGAAAACGGCCAGGCCCUGGCGCAGGCUCUUCUAGGUCAUUGCAACUUUUCGGGCAAGCUUCCCAUCACCUUUCCGCAGCGAUUCGAGGAUCAUGGCUCGCACGCUUGGUUUCCUGGGGAGGCUGCGCAGGAUCGCAACACUUUUGGAGAAGAGGUGCUAGUUGGGUAUCGGUACCUUGACAUCCAAGGAAUUCCGCCCCUUUGGUCAUUUGGAUUCGGCCUCUCGUACACUCGCUUUGAGCUCGAAGAUAUUCGCAUCAGUGGAACCAUAAGCGUCUCUUCUCCUGAGACCAGGGUUUCAAUCCACGCGCGAGUUCUCAAUGUUGGGGGUUGCGACGGACAGGAAGUGGUGCAGGUGUACGUGGCCCCCUCCGCACAGAUUGCGGAGACGGGCCUUGUCGGUUAUUCCAGGACGUUGGCGGGGUUUAGCAAAGUCAUUGUGCCGGCAGGAGAGCUGCGCGAAGUGACUAUUCCCAUUCCUGGAUCGGAGCUUAGGUGGUAUGAUGCGAAGACUGGGCAGUGGCGACUGGAUGCGGGCAAGUAUAAGUGCUGGGUAGGGCGUAGCCUCUAUGAAGUCGACAAGGAGUUGGAGAUUCAGAUAGAAUAUCUUCCGUGCCACUUCAUCCCCUCUCGCCGUGGCCGCAAAUGUCGUCCAACUUUGCCAGCGUCUUCCAUUCUAUCACUACCUUCACCAGCAUCAUCGAUGCCAAUGGCUCAGCUGAAUGAGCAGCAACUACCACAGCACGAACAACAACAGUCCCAAGAACAGGACCUGCAACAAUUCGCUUCGUUUCGGAGACGGCAACAAGGCUGGCAGUUGAUUUCACUGUACUAUCUCCAUUUCCACCAGGCACAUCCUUUCCUGCCCCCGAUGGAAACUCUCCUAGAAUCUAAUCCUCCUUCCUACUUACUGGAUAUCCUAGAAUUUACCAGUCUACAUUAUCUAUCGUCCCAAUUUUGCCAUGACAGCAGCAAGACACUCCUUCUGGCGGUGCAGGCAGCCGAGCUCAGUGUCGAAAAGACCCAGGCUUUUCUGCUUCUGGCCAUUGUGCAACACGGGCGACAGCAAGGCCACGAGGCUCGAUCUUGUCUCGGCCAGGCCCUUCAGUGUGCGCUGGAAUUGGAUCUGCACCGUCGCGAGGUUUCCGACGCGCUUGCCGCCGAUGCUCCCUUGAGAGCAGAGAGUAUCCGACGAACCUGGUGGGAGAUCUUCGUGGUCGAUGUGCUACUCGCAGCCGUUCAGGCCGAUGGAUAUCUCCAAUUUGAGAUGAAGGAGACUCCCGAAGUCCCCCUCCCUUGCGGACCAGAGGAGUAUCAGCCAGGCUGUAUUAUGAGUCCUCUCCUGCCCACGCUCGGCGACUUGGAACACAAUAGUCUGUUCUGCGGAGAUGUCGAGUUUUCACCCUGUGCCUACCGGAUAGAAGCCGCCAUGAUGUUGCGAAAAUGCUUGUGCGCGGGUGAGACACAUGUCACCAAGGAGAUGCUCGACGUACUCAGCGCCGCCAUCACCGCUUGGUUCCAUCGGUUGCCAUCGAGUCAACGGCCCAUCCUCCAGUCGAACGGCAUCUUGGACGAGGCAAUGAUGCAGGCUGUGAUGUUGAUGCACUGCGCCACCUUUCUCCCCAUCACCGGCCGUGUCCUUUGUUCGUCGCCGCCCGCGCUCGUCACCACUUCCCCGGAUCCUCAAUUGCACACCGCAAAGGUAGCGGAGAGCGCCGUCCAACUCUCUCGACUGGCUCCGUUCUUUGGCUGCACACUGGUGAUAAGCUCCGUGAUACACGUAGCACUCAUGCUCAGCGAUGGCCUGCAACCUCCGGGGCCCAGGCAACAGUAUCUGGCGCUGAAUCUGGGAGUCCUCAACGCGAUGCAACGGAUUCGUCAGGCUGUAAUCGAGGUUCACACAGCAAUCUCGUGCGACACUCGUCCUCUGCUGGACCUUUUUUCUCCCUCCAAGUCAGAUUGACUUCACAAAGACAGACCAUCUGGGCCCGGAUCAAGCGCUCCUCAUUUGCUCACCGAUCCUAGGCGUAAAUAUGAUUUUGUUGGGGGUUUCUUGUGGACAUCACCUGUAGCACCCCACGCUAGGAAUCCUUUUAGACCGAGGCCAAGAUUUGCCACAUGAGGCAAUUUUAUCUAUGAUGCUAGCAGAGAAUCCCAGUCGCGGCAAACAUCCCACCGGCAUGACAAAU